CUGCCAACGCCGUCCCUGUCGCAGCCAUCGUCAUCUCAAUCCCCCCACCAACGCCGUCCCUUUUGUAGCCUCCCCGGUCGUUUGGUACACCAGCAAGAUCCCUGAAUGCCCCUUGUCCUCCUUCGUUCUGAUCACGAACCGCCACGCCUCGGCCUCCUCGUCGUCCCACGCCGUGGUCGGAUCCCGGAAAUCCUUCAGCCCCACAUCGGGCGGUGGGAUGAGGACGGGCUUCGCUUCUAACUUGUAUGGAUGAGUUGGUAGAUCGGCGGAGCAUGAUAUGGUGCAGAGAUGGUUGGAAUUAAUGGAAGGGAUGAACGUGGAGGAAGAGUACAAGCAAACACUAAGAACGAAGUCAUACAUUGAGAUAUGGAACAAAGGGCAUCAUAAAUUCCAUAAAAGCAUCACCAAUAACUCUUCUCCUUUCUCUAUUCCGGACUUAGUCUUAGAACCAAAACAAGAGGUAUUGAUUAGUACUACCAAACUGUUUCAAGGAUUCUCUGAUCGUGAUCCACUUGUUGAAUAUUUUGAUGCCACAUUUCAAGCUUUCAAUGCAUGUUCAUCUUUGCUUGCUUCCAUUGAAAGCACACGUGGUUACUACCAUGCUAUUCGCAAUCUUCUUAACAAGACCAAUAAGUUUUCGGAGCUCACUUCCAUGCUUGACCUCCCAAACCCUGUCUCACCUCAAACCCUAACUUAUUUUCAAGAGAUGAGUACAAACUUUGGGUCUUUAACACAAAGGUUGAUUGAAGCUCGCCGGAGAAUGAAAAGAAGGAUUAGAGUUGUUAAUGAUUGGAAGAGAGUUACUGUGGUGGUGUUAGUGGUUGCAUGCAGUGCUGCGGCCGUGGCGGCAAUGGUGGUGGCCGGUCAUGUGUUGGUGGUGUUCGGGGUAGUGGUGGCGGCGCCGGUGGUGGUGGCCGGAAAGAGAGGGAAGAAGAUCAGAAGGGUGGAGAAGAAUGUGGAUGAGGCAGCUAGAGGAGCAUACAUUAUGGGAAGGGACAUGGAGACCAUGAGUAGGAUGGUGAGGAGAGUGGGGGAUGAGGUGGAGCACCGGCGAGAGGUAGCGAAGAUGGCGGUGAGGAGUGGAGAGAGGAGAAUGGUGAUGGAGGCAGUGAAGGAGAUGGAGAGUGGAGAGGAAGGGUUUGAAAGGCAAGUGGAAGAGCUUGAAGAACAUGUUUACUUGAGUUUGCUUACUAUUAAUAGGAGUAGGAACUUGGUGGCUAAUGAUAUCUUCUUCCAUGAUGUGGAUGUUGUGAGUUGAUUCAUGCAUAGUGUUC
This is a messenger RNA of Dioscorea cayenensis subsp. rotundata (Guinea yam), 1274 nucleotides long. RefSeq names its product putative UPF0496 protein 2. The transcript is spliced from 2 exons. The record is from RefSeq and is a predicted model, not a curated record. Bases 278 to 1258 code for a protein of 326 amino acids. Lineage: Eukaryota; Viridiplantae; Streptophyta; Magnoliopsida; Dioscoreales; Dioscoreaceae.